AAGCUUGCAGCUCUUCGCUGGUCGAGGUGAAUUUACGGCAAACCUUUGGCGAUAAUGGACAAUUUGUCCAAUUUUAUCCAUUCAAGUUUGCCGCAAAGCUCAUUUGCAAGUGAAACUAUCAAUGCUCUGGAUUUUCGUAAGGGCGUGUGCGUGUGUCAGCUGACGGCUGCAGAUGGAGGGAGCGGCGAGCGGGCGACAUUUUGGAUUCAAGAGUGAACGGUGAUCGCAGCCUUUCUUGCCUGAAACACGGUUCAAACCUCAAACACUCUCAAUAACCUAGAGUCCCUAUCAAAACCGAACACAUCUGUCUCUGUUGAGCCAGUCCGGUCCAGAGGGACACACAGAGACACACACACAGUUUUUUAAAAUGGCUUGUGAACACUGAGCGAGACCACCACCAUGAUUGGAGGACUCUUCAUCUAUAACCACAAGGGCGAGGUGCUGAUAUCCCGUGUCUACCGUGAUGACAUUGGGAGGAAUGCUGUGGAUGCAUUCCGUGUGAACGUGAUCCAUGCACGUCAGCAGGUACGCUCACCCGUCUCCAACAUCGCCCGCACCAGCUUCUUCCAUGUCAAACGCUCCAACAUCUGGCUGGCUGCCGUCACCAAGCAGAAUGUCAACGCGGCCAUGGUGUUCGAGUUCCUCUACAAGAUGUGCGAUGUCAUGGCCGCAUAUUUUGGCAAGAUCAGUGAGGAGAACAUCAAGAACAACUUUGUUUUGAUCUACGAGCUGCUGGAUGAGAUUCUGGAUUUUGGAUACCCCCAGAACUCUGAGACUGGAGCCUUGAAGACCUUCAUUACUCAACAGGGUAUUAAGAGCCAGACAAAAGAGGAGCAGUCUCAGAUUACCAGUCAGGUCACUGGACAGAUCGGCUGGAGACGUGAGGGCAUCAAAUAUCGACGCAAUGAACUCUUUCUGGAUGUGCUGGAAAGUGUCAACUUGCUGAUGUCACCGCAAGGUCAGGUGUUGAGUGCCCACGUCUCAGGGCGGGUGGUGAUGAAAAGCUAUCUGAGCGGGAUGCCAGAGUGCAAGUUUGGCAUGAAUGACAAGAUCAUCAUUGACAAGCAGGGCAAAGGUGGCACUACUGAUGACACUGGCAAGAGUGGAAAACAGUCCAUAGCGAUCGACGACUGCACGUUCCACCAGUGUGUCCGUCUCAGCAAGUUUGACUCCGAGCGCAGUAUUAGCUUCAUCCCUCCUGACGGAGAGUACGAGCUCAUGAGGUACCGCACCACUAAAGACAUCAUCCUCCCCUUUCGUGUCAUUCCAUUGGUCCGAGAGGUCGGCCGCACCAAAUUGGAGGUAAAGGUGGUGAUCAAGUCCAAUUUCAAGCCCUCACUGCUGGCACAGAAGAUAGAGGUGCGUAUUCCCACUCCACUCAACACCAGUGGAGUUCAGGUCAUCUGCAUGAAGGGGAAAGCCAAGUACAAGGCCAGUGAGAACGCCAUCGUUUGGAAGAUCAAGCGAAUGGCUGGUAUGAAGGAGUCUCAGAUCAGUGCUGAGAUUGAGCUGCUGCCCACUAAUGACAAAAAGAAGUGGGCUCGACCACCCAUCUCCAUGAACUUUGAGGUACCCUUUGCUCCGUCAGGGCUUAAAGUGCGAUACCUGAAGGUCUUUGAGCCAAAGCUGAACUACAGUGACCACGAUGUCAUCAAAUGGGUGCGUUACAUCGGUCGCAGCGGCAUCUAUGAGACUCGAUGCUAACAGCAGCCCCUCAUCAUGGAGAGAUCGGGAGACAAAUAAAUGGAGGAAGGGAAGAAUAGAGUUAUUCAUUGUCUCACUCUCCCAUCCCUUCCUCAACUUUUUAUACUCGCCUCUGAUCACCCUGAAAACAUCAACAACGGAAAACAAAAACAAGAGAAUAUCCAAAACUUCUCAAAUCAGAGUUGAAGAAAACUAGACUUGCAUGGUAAAACAGAGCAAAUAAAAAGUUUUCUGUGCCAUAUAAAAUCUUUAUUCUCAUGAUCCCCCCUCCCCUCCCCCAUGAGAAAUGCUCUUUUUCUAGAGGAGAAACCCCCACUCAUUUCUCCUCUAGUUCUUCCACUACAUGCAUUCCAGACUCCCAGUCCCCAUUGAAUCCCAGCUAAUGUGGGGCUCCGGCCCCUUUUCAUCCCAUGAUUAGCGCUGAACCUGUGUUCCUGCUCAAAGGCGGUGUCCGGGUGGCCAUUUCCCACAUCCCAUAUUUACAGCAGAGUUCUGUUGUUCCUAUUUGCUUAUGUGAUCUCUUGUGUAGACAGACCCAAGAAACAUUUGAAUUCUUUUUUAUAGUGGUCCUUCCUUAGAGUAUUAGUUUGCUAUUGUCCUUGUUAUCAGUAAAUUGGUCUACACCCCCCCACAAUAUUUUUGAGCGUAAACAUUGUCCAUCCAAAAAUAUUUAUUUACUUAUGCAGAUGUUGAAUUAUCUGCUUUUCACUUGUAUUUUCUCUCGGUGUAAGACAGUUCCUCAAUAUGGUGAAAUUGAGGGGUGAGAAUGCUUGAAUUAAAGCAACAAAGGGAACUAAUGUCCACUUGAACUGAAGUCCAGCUGUAUGUAUGCAUAUACUCUACAGACUAAGAUGGUGUAAAAAGAGAACAAAACCACAAAGGCUAUUUAGAGUAGUUUCCAUUUCAUUUGGUGUCAUAUAGUGGAGUCUUAUUUGGCCGGUUUGCGUGCGUAUGUGCGUGUGUGUGUGUGUGUGUGUGUGUGUGUGUGUGUGUGUGUGUGUGUGUGUGUGUGUGAGAGAGAGAGAGAGAGCCUCUGAAUCAGGGGUCCCCGACAUCUCUCCUGGACUUAACAUUUGUGACUUUUCCUUCUUGUCACACUUUUUUUCAUCCUCAUUUACCACUUUGUUUGCUAAACAACAGUUUAUUGAGUUGAGUUGCUUAAAUGCACAGUCAUUCCUUACAUCAGCAAAAUCUCUCCCUGUAUUUCAACAUUUCCCCUGAGACAUUUUGUGAGGAAGUCUUUGCCAAACCUGUUACUCUUGGAGGCCCUCUAACUACAUAUUUUGAAUAUUUUCCUAAUUAAACAUCGGAUUCAAUUCAUCAGGGACUGGAUGUUCAAAAUAAGUGUACAAAACAUUCUUAUGAUAGAUUGAAGGCGUCUAGCUAUAAACAAUGAUGGUUUACGAAAAAGCUUUUUUCUUAGGUUAGAAAAUUAGUUAUAAAGAAUUUUAUUCUGAAGAAUGUCAUGUAAGGGAGACUUCAAAAAUGUGUGCUGAUGGAGGAUUCUCGAGGAACAGGAUUGAGAAAGACUUUUGGAGGAACAACUUAAAGGAAUGUUCCGGGUUCAAUGCAAGUUAAGCAAUGCAGUCAACUGCAUUUGUAGCAUAAUGUUACCUCAAAAAAAUACCUUUGACUCACCUCUUGCUUAAAAAAAAAAUAUCACGUUUACAGUGAAGGAUUUACAGUGGAAGUGAAUGAGGCCAGUCUGUAAAGGUUAAAAUACAUGUCAAAAGUACUGCCACAAGCUGUGAACAUUGUGUUAACAUGAUUUUAGUGUGAUACAUUUCAGUUCUAUGUGAUUUUAGUGUGUCAAAAUAGCUUACAGGGUUUUGUUGUCAUGGCAACAAAGUUGUAAACGAUUUGAUCACACUAAUCAUCUUAAUACUUCACGUUACGUUUCACUUGCCUUUUAAAGGAAUACAGCUUUAAAAGUCACAUUACACUAAUUUCUUCAAAAGAGGGACUAGAAUAUUAGGGGCUCAUUUAUAUUAUUGCUACAUAUGAUUUUCAAACCUCCAUCCUUAGUUCUGAUCUAAGACAGACAUUUUGGAGAUGCCAAAAUAUAUAAAUGCAAAAGUAUUUCAGGUUGAACGGCACCAAAAUGGAAGCAUGUCUGUCCUCUACCCUUCUGUGCAAGCACUUGUUUCAAUCAACACUACUAGAGCGACUACAGAUUUUUAUGUGUGCGUCUGUUGACCAUAUAUGUCUUAACACUUAUACCGCCUGACCUCAGUGUUUUUCAGCCCUGAGAGAUGAUGAGGCUCCUUAAGCUACAGUGUAUCAUCUUCAUUUGGUAUCUUUAUAACAGUUGUCUUAAUCCUAAUAAAAAUGUGUAAUC
Molecule: messenger RNA, 4042 nt
Organism: Xyrauchen texanus (razorback sucker)
Lineage: Eukaryota; Metazoa; Chordata; Actinopteri; Cypriniformes; Catostomidae
Gene: ap2m1b
Product: adaptor related protein complex 2 subunit mu 1b
Exons: 11
Coding region: 400-1704 (434 amino acids)
Biological process (GO): clathrin-dependent endocytosis; intracellular protein transport
Cellular component (GO): AP-2 adaptor complex; cytoplasmic vesicle
Molecular function (GO): clathrin-cargo adaptor activity
Source: RefSeq, a predicted model, not a curated record